Messenger RNA from Talaromyces amestolkiae, 684 nucleotides. RefSeq lists its product as uncharacterized. Lineage: Eukaryota; Fungi; Ascomycota; Eurotiomycetes; Eurotiales; Trichocomaceae. The record is from RefSeq and is a predicted model, not a curated record. The coding region runs from base 1 to 684 and encodes 227 amino acids. The transcript has a single exon.
AUGCGUUUCCAGCCACUUAGCAUUCUGGCUAUCCCUGUCGUAGCUGUUGCUGCUUCGGCAAGCAACACUGGUCUACCAUCUCUCAAAGUACCAGAAUGCCCUCACUACGGCGUGGCCACUAUCAAUGAGUCCGAUCCGGACCGCACGCCUUUUCCACUUACUACAGCAUCGCUAUGCUACAACGCGACGUCCCUCCAAAUCAAAUUUGAGGCGUACAACGAAACAAACUACUACUUCAACGCCAGCCAGAUAACCAACGGUGAUAUCUGGGAAUACGAAGUAAUGGAAGCCUUCAUCUACCAUGGCACAAACGAUCCAACAACAUACCUCGAAUUUGAGGUCAACCCUAACAACGUCACUUAUCAAGCCGUUGUCUUCAACCCCUCCAAAGUCCGCGCCACAGGCGCUCCAUUCGAUCAUUUCUUUGUAUCUGAUCCGGCCACUGACGGGUUCUCGGCAUCAACAACUUUGAACAAGGAGGCGCAGACUUGGACUUCAACCGUGCAGAUUCCCCUAGCAUUGUUUGAUGUGGAUGUGCUCAAGGGGUCUUCGUGGCGUAUGAACUUUUUCCGUACAAUUACUUCGCCGGAUACCUAUCCCAACCAAACAUUGGGUGCUUGGAGCCCUACUAGCCAGGCCAGCUUCCAUAUGACCCCAUUCUUUGGUCAUGUGGUUUUUGUCUAA